UCCCUCUGCCUGCUGCGAAUUUUGUGGGGCGUCCUCUCGAUUGCUACCCCCACCCUCGUAAUUUCGCCAAACACCUUCUUCGUCUGCUGCUCGCGGUCGCCAUGCCGGACGACCUCGCCGAUGACCUCGAGAGCAUGAGCUUCGGCUCGUCGGACCGCUCCGGCUCCUCCGCCCUCUCCACCCUCUCCGGCUCCCUCUCCUCCUCCUCCUCCUUGUCCGGCACCAUUCACAAGUCCCGCCCCACCGGCGACCCCGUCCUCGACGCGGUCCGCCGGCUGAAGUCCUCGUCGGCGCCACCCGCCGGCGGGGGCGACCUCCUCUCGAUGUCCGAUCUGAGGUUCGUGCGGCGGCUGGGCAGCGGGGACAUCGGGAGCGUGUACCUGGCGGAGCUCAAGUGCGCGGGGGCCGAGGGGCUGCUGCUCGCGGCCAAGGUGAUGGACAAGAAGGAGCUCGAGGGUCGGAGCAAGGAAGGUCGGGCCCGGACGGAGCGGGAGAUCCUGGAGUCCAUCGACCACCCCUUCCUCCCCCGCCUCUACGCCUGCGCCGAGAACGACCGCUGGUCCUGCCUCCUCACCGAGUUCUGCCCCGGCGGCGACCUUCACGUCCUCCGCCAGCGCCAGCCCGGCAAGCGCUUCGACGACGCCGCCGUCCGGUUCUACGCGUCGGAGGUGGUGGUGGCGUUGGAGUACGUCCACAUGAUGGGCAUCGUGUACAGGGACCUGAAGCCCGAGAACGUCCUCGUGCGCGCCGACGGCCACAUCAUGCUCACCGACUUCGACCUCUCCCUCAAGUGCGACUCCGCCACUCCCACCGCAGCGCAGAUCGUCUCCGACCAGAACCCGCUCCCCCUCCCGCCCCAGUCAUCCGCCGCCGGCGCAGGCGGAGGCGAGUUCUCCGCCGCUUCCUGCAUCCUCCCGAGCUGCAUCGUGCCUGCGGUCUCCUGCUUCCACCAGCCCAGGCGCAAGCGCAAGAAGAAGCCCGGCCGCCGCGGACCGUGCCUCGAGUUCGUGGCCGAGCCGGUGGACCUCCGGUCCAUGUCCUUCGUGGGGACGCACGAGUACCUCGCACCGGAAAUCGUCUCCGGGGAGGGGCACGGCAGCGCGGUGGACUGGUGGACCCUCGGCGUCUUCGUCUUCGAGCUCCUCUACGGCGUGACGCCCUUCAAGGGCCCCGACAACGAGCUGACGCUGGCCAACAUCGUGGCCCGGGCGCUCGAGUUCCCCAAGGAGCCGGCGGUGUCGGCGUCGGCGAGGGACCUCAUCGCGGGACUUCUGGUGAAGGACCCGGAGCGGCGGCUCGGCUCCACGAUGGGCGCGGCCUCGAUCAAGCGCCACCCCUUCUUCAACGGCGUGAACUGGGCGCUGCUACGGUGCGCACAACCGCCGUACGUGCCGCCGCCGUUCAGCCUCGUGGGUCUAAGCCGGGACGCCUCGGACGACAGUUGUCCGGGCACGCCGGUGGAGUACUACUGAGAUGAAACCCCAUCCUAGAAAAGUUUUGGUCAACGCUAGGGGUAGGUCAGAGGCUUGGGGUGUUCACGUGGAUGCGUGGUAGUCAAAGCGGUCAAAGGGCAAAGGAACCGGCCACCGACACGCGUCGGUGUUCCGGGUCGGGUUUCGACCAGUCGAGGGGUCUUUUUGCUGGGUGGUGGCCACCGACGUGCAUUGUUUGGGCGGUAGGGAAGGGGGGAGGCCGGUUUUGUUGAUCCACUCUUUAAGCUUUUAGAUUAUAUAUAUAGAUA
Musa acuminata subsp. malaccensis (wild Malaysian banana) is the source of this 1741-nucleotide messenger RNA. RefSeq names its product serine/threonine-protein kinase D6PKL2-like. Gene Ontology annotation, cellular component: cytoplasm; plasma membrane; nucleus. Gene Ontology annotation, molecular function: protein serine/threonine kinase activity; ATP binding. Gene Ontology annotation, biological process: protein phosphorylation. The record is from RefSeq and is a predicted model, not a curated record. NCBI's taxonomy places the organism in Eukaryota, Viridiplantae, Streptophyta, Magnoliopsida, Zingiberales, Musaceae.